GUGACUGCACUACCUUGUGAUGAGAUGUUUCCCUCUCAGUCGCCCCCUUCAAAUGUUCACAGUGUUCGGCCCUCAGAUGUGUCAGUCCUCUCCACCAUUGGACUCCACAUGCACAGCACGGAGCUCUCACAAGUGGUUUCAAGACUCGCAGAGCUGCUGACCCUGUUCAACCCUGCUCUGAUCACUCUGUCAGAUGAAGCAAACCUGUACAGCCCUCACUUUGUUCAGCACAGCUCACUGGUGGAGCAAGCAAAGGAAGUGUCUCUCCAACUUCAACACAGUCAGGAGGUUGUGGAUCGAGACUGGAAGCUCCUCUUGCUCUUUGUUCAGGUCGAUCAGCUCUGCGUCUGUGAGCAGCAGGCUCAGACCAUUAUCAGACAUGUGGUCAAAGAGGUGGAUGAGGCUCUGCAGCUGCUGCAUUCUCAGCUGAAGAAGACCAUCGUCAGUGUUGCACUGUGGGAUGGAGAGAACGACAGAUUCAACAGGAUGUGUCCCUGCAUGGAGACCAACAGUGAUGGAGAAGUCAGACUGCAGAGGGCCAUGCUGAGUCAGGCUCUGCAGGAGUCUUUGGAUGAGCUUCUGGUAAAGCAGAGCUGGUACACUGACAGAGAUGACUUCACUGUGAUUCUCCAGGACGAACCUUUCAUCACAGACCUCUCCUCUGUUUCUACUGGGAAGCCUCUUUCUGGGUCACAGGCAUCACAACAAGCAGAUAAACUGCUGGUGCAGAUGUGGAAGAACCUGCUGCAGCCCACAAAUGGCCAACAUAGCACGGAUGACAAUGGAAACAUCAUUGCAUUGCCAUGCCCAACUGAGGACCGGCCCUUCCUUAGGACCGAGGAAAACUCUCCCUCAUAUCACCACAGCGAUGCCUCUCCUCUCGUUCACCCAUUAACAGGCACUGAGAUGCCCUGUGAGGACUUCAGCCCCUCGCCUUCCACACCUGCCACAGUCCAUGAACUCCGACCUGGAGAUAUCAAAGUGGUAGCUGCUGUGGGAGACUCUCUGACAGCAGGUAAUGGUAUACCAUCCAACCCCAACAACAUCCUGGACGUCCUGCAGCAGUACAGAGGACUGUCGUGGAGUAUUGGUGGAGAUGAAAACCUCACAAGUGUCACCACGCUGCCCAACAUCUUGAAGUAUUUCAACCAAAACCUGACGGGCUACUCUCUUGGAAUGGGCCGACAACAGACUCCUCAGGCUUUUCUCAACCAGGCUGUGGCUGGAGCGAAGAGCAAGGACGUACCACCACAGGUGCGAGCCUUGGUGGCAAGGAUGAAGAAUGACUCUAGAAUCGAUUUUGAGUCGGACUGGAAGGUGAUCACCCUGUUCAUUGGUGGAAAUGACGUCUGUGAUCACUGCUACAACUCUCUCCUUUACUCUGUUGACAACUAUGUCCGUAAUGUUCGUAACAGCCUGGAUUAUCUUCAUAAACAGGUCCCUCGGGCUCUGGUGAACUUAAUAGAGCCUCUUCAUAUCCUCCCGCUGAGAGAAAUGCACUUGGAUGCUUCAACAAAAUGUCCAACUUGGCUGGUUAAUAUUCUGUGUCCUUGUGUUAUCCUGCCAAAGGCCAACUCUAAAGCUCUCCAAAUGGUGGAGGACCUGAACAGAGGCUACCAGAAAUCACUACAUAAGCUUGUGGAGUCAGGCCGCUACGACACUCGCUCAGACUUCACCGUGGUCAUCCAGCCUUUCUUCAGAGAAAUCGUUGUUCCCAGACUGCCGGAUGGUCGCCCUGAUCGCUCCUACUUCAGUGCCGACUGCUUCCAUCUCAGCCAGAAAGCCCAGACGCAGAUGGCUCGCUCCCUUUGGAACAACAUGCUGGAACCUCUGGGCAAUAAGACUGCCAAACAGGAUUUUUCUGAAAACCUUGACCUCAAGUGUCCAACCAAGACCUCACCAUACAUUAGGACCUACAAUAACAGCGAGUACUCGUAUGCUGAUCCCCUACCAACGCCUGGGCCUAUCACAAACUGGGGGAGCGAUUUUUCCUGUAUGGACCUUGCUCCUUCUGACACUGUGCCCAUGUCAGUCCACAAGCUGAAACCGGCAGACAUCAAGGUUGUAGCAGCUCUGGGAGACUCAUCAACGGCAGGCACAGGCGCCAAAGCUAAAACUGUGUUUGACCUCAGUAAAGAGUAUAAAGGAGUAUCAUGGAGCAUUGGAGGAGACAAGGGUCUGGAGACCGUCACAACGCUACCAAACAUCUUGAAGAAGUUCAACCCCACCAUAAAAGGCUUCUCCAAAGGCAUCGGCAAACUACAGAAGGCCUUCAACAUGGCUGUACCUGGAGCUAGAACCUCAGAGAUCCCAGCACAAGUCCAAGCUCUCAUCAAGGCCAUGAAAGGACAUAAGGAGGUGAACUUUGAGAUGGACUGGAAACUUGUGACCAUAUUAGUUGGAGGAAAUGAUCUUUGCAGUUACUGUAUAGAGCAAAACAAUCUGUCGCCCAAAAACUACAGCCACAAUCUCAAGCUCAGUUUGGACAUGUUACACAAAGAGGUACCCAGGUUGUUAGUUAAUGUUGUGGAGAUCUUCCAGAUAGAGACAUUGAAAACAGUGAAGAAGAACACAAUUGGUUGUUCACUCUUGCAGAGGACCAGCUGCCCCUGUGUCAUCAACCCAGUUGACAACUCCCCAGAGGUCGAAGAGAUAAAACGCAUCAAUCAUGAGUAUCAGGCUGAGGUCCAGCAACUUAUAUCUGGAAACCGCUAUGAUGGAAAAGAAGACUUUGCUGUUGUCCUUCAACCCUUUUUACAAAACUCCUUUAUCCCUCAAAUUGGGGACGGAGAGGCUGACACAAGUUUCUUCUCUGUGGACUGUUUCCAUAUCAGUGAGCGAGCUCAUGCUGAGAUGGCCGUUGCUCUUUGGAAUAAUAUGUUGGAGCCCGUCGGUAGAAAGCAGGCGUAUAACAACUUCACACAUGACCGCUCUAAGAUCCAGUGUCCCACUGAGGCCAGUCCCUAUAUCUUCACCAAGGUCAAUAGCUUACCAAGUCCACCAGUGACCAGUACCACCACUGCCAGCUUUACCACCCUCACGUCCAGUCCUGAACCGACCAGCAUUGAGCCCUUGUGUCCCCCUUCUUUGGCUGUCUGGGUACCAGUGGUUGUAGGCAUCCUCGGUUCACUGGCUGGCAUCAUCAUUGCCUGGCUGAUUCUAUCCAGCUGUCAAAAUCGAAAAAACAAAGUGGGGAAAGCGAUGGAACUGAAAGGAACUGGUUUUUAAUGCAGUUGUUUCUACCAAGUUGUGUUUAUAGUCAAUGGGACACUCAGUCCAGUUUUCAGUCAUUAAGUUUCAUUGUAGCUCUUGUCUUAUCCACCAUUUUUUGACUAAAUUAUACGAGUCUCUUUGUCUUGCUAGAUGUCUGAAAUUGUUCAUUUGUGAAUGUCAGCUUUUCUGAAAUGUUGGAGCAGCUGUUCAUCGUUUUAGUUGAGGUUUGGUCAGUGAAAGCUAUGUAGACAGCUCUUGAUGAAUUAUGUACAAUAAACUGAAAGCUUUAGACUGGGGUGUACAUUCUCAGUAGCAGUACUAGCACUACAUUCACAUUAUAGCGAUCACUGUGAAUCUAUAUGGUACUGUUGAUCAAUCAACAGUUGUGCUACAAAUAUGUGAAAUAUUGUAACUAACUUUUUACUCAUAAAUGUAAAAUAUUAUCUAUGUACAUGAACUACUUGAAUCAAUGUUUUCUGUUUUUCCUAUACU
Messenger RNA from Notolabrus celidotus (New Zealand spotty), 3705 nucleotides. Its product is annotated as phospholipase B1, membrane-associated-like. The record is from RefSeq and is a predicted model, not a curated record. The transcript is spliced from 41 exons. Gene Ontology annotation, biological process: phospholipid metabolic process. Gene Ontology annotation, molecular function: glycerophospholipase activity. Bases 25 to 3228 code for a protein of 1067 amino acids. NCBI's taxonomy places the organism in Eukaryota, Metazoa, Chordata, Actinopteri, Labriformes, Labridae.